AUGUCGAUCCUGCAAAAAAUAGCUGAUAUCGAGGCCGAAAUGGCCAAGACACAAAAGAAUAAAGCAACGAAUUACCAUCUUGGGUUGUUAAAAGCAAAAUUAUCAAAAUUAAAGGCUCAGCUAAUUGAAGGUGGAAGCAAAGGUGGUGGAGGAGAAGGAGAAGGGUUUGAUGUCUCAAAAACUGGAGAUGCAAGAAUAGGUCUUGUUGGUUUUCCAUCUGUAGGAAAAUCGACAUUAUUAAACAAAUUAACAGGAACAUUUUCAGAAGUAGCUUCAUACGAAUUUACAACUUUGACAUGUGUACCUGGAAUUUUUAAAUAUAAAGGAGCAAAAAUGCAAUUAUUAGAUUUACCUGGAAUUAUUGAAGGGGCAAAAGAUGGAAAAGGUAGAGGAAAACAAGUUAUUGCUGUAGCAAAAAGCUGUUCUUUAAUUUUAAUUGUCUUGGACGUAUUAAAACCAUUAACAUACAAAAAAAUUAUAGAAAAAGAAUUAGAAGGAUUUGGAAUUCGAUUAAAUAAAAAACCACCAAAUAUUAUUUUUCAAAAAAAAGAUAAAGGAGGAAUAAACAUAACUCACACAGUUCCACUGAAUAAUUUAGAUGAAGAUAUGAUAAAAUCCAUUUGUCAUGAAUAUAGAAUUAUGAGUGCAAACAUAUCCAUACGAUGUGAGGCAACUGUAGAUGAUAUUAUUGAUGUCAUAGAAGGAAAUAGAUUAUAUGUUCCAUGUAUAUAUGUUUUAAAUAAAGUCGAUCAAAUCACUUUGGAAGAGUUAAAUUUAGUUACACGCUUACCUCAUAAUGUUCCAAUUUCUGCACACUUAGAAUGGAACCUAGAUGGACUUUUAGAAGCCAUUUGGAAUUAUCUAGAUCUUGUUCGGAUAUAUACAAAACCAAAAGGUCAAAUACCAGAUUAUGAAUCACCAGUUAUUUUAAAAAAAGAAAGAUCAAAGGUUGAACACUUUUGUAAAAAAAUACAUAGAUCCUUAGUUAAUCAAUUGAAAUAUGCCUUAGUUUGGGGGAAAUCCGUAAAACAUAAUCCCCAGAGGGUUGGAAAAGAUCAUGACUUGAAUGAUGAAGAUGUUGUGCAAUUGGUGAAAAAAUGA
Messenger RNA from Plasmodium gonderi, 1101 nucleotides. RefSeq names its product developmentally regulated GTP-binding protein 1. The record is from RefSeq and is a predicted model, not a curated record. Bases 1 to 1101 code for a protein of 366 amino acids. Gene Ontology annotation, cellular component: cytoplasm. Lineage: Eukaryota; Apicomplexa; Aconoidasida; Haemosporida; Plasmodiidae. Gene Ontology annotation, molecular function: GTPase activity; GTP binding. Gene Ontology annotation, biological process: cytoplasmic translation. The transcript has a single exon.